AUGUAUAUAAUCAGUGAGAACGAGAACUUGUUGGAGCGUCUGAAACUAUUGAUUCUGAACAGUCCAGUCCUAGAUGGAGAGCCAGAAGAACAGAAUAAAGACGAGGCUACCUCUGUGUUAGCCAAACGAAGAGAUCAAUGUGCUCCAGAUGACAGAAUCAUGAUUCUGGUGGCCAAAAACUGGGACAAGCUCAUGUUGGAGACGAUUAGUGAUAUGGCCAGACUUCUCAUGGCUCAUGUAAGAGCUUUUCAAUUUUAAUUUUUUUUAAUUUUCAAAGUUUAUAAGCCUAAACCAACCUGUUUUAGCGCCCAGACGGCCAAAGCCAGCUGAUGAUCGUGAAGAAGGACUUUGAAUCGACCGACAGUGACACUCUCCAGAAUCUUAUGUUAGACGUUCGCCAACAGUGGUGUCAGGAAUGGACGUUUCAAUUUGAAAAAGUACGAAAAUUGGCCGAAAGUGAAGCCCGAUCCGAAUCCUUGAAGCGAAUCGACUUGUGGACCUCGCCCAAGAUGCCACAGUACUCGAUUGUGCACUUUGAUGAUCCUGAGCUGCCUGUGAGUUUAAGGCUUGUAUUUUGUUACGACUUUUAAUGGUAUUGGGCAUGUUUUAGUAGGUUUAUGUUAAGGAUACUAUUGUAGGUCUAUGUUAAGGUACAUAAAAUGAUAACGUUUUUCGUCAGAUAAUGAUCGUUUUGGUUUCAGGGUCUUAUUGCCAAAACUUUCAAACUGAAAAACGGAUUGGACAUCAAGGACACUUUUGCCAGAAGGCCUUCACUUUUCUCGAAACCUCCUGUAAGUUAUCAUAUUAAUAAUCUUACCACUUUUCUUGAUUUACAAAAAAAUCAUUUUGUAAAAUUUUUUUUUGUAAAAUACGAAUAAUUUCUAAAUCUUUAUAUUAACCUCAACUUUAGGCCCUCCACUGGAGUCACUUCCCCAGAGAAACCGAGCUACAGGUCAUGUUCAAGUUCACCUUCCCUUCCGGUACGAUGACCGAGCCCUUGUUCAGAGACAUGAGUAACUCGGCAAAACAAGCCUACGACUGGGAGUACGACUACGAAUGGACUGGUGGUAUUUUCUUCAAACAUGAGCUGGUAAGGAGGGUUCACCAUACUAAUAUAGGUCAUACCUUGACUUUAUAUAUGUUAUACUUUAAAGACUUGAUAUACAUUAUACGUUUGUUCUUCAAAGUACAGUAAAUAUAUUUGCUUGAUUACAUAAUAUUGUAAAGAUUGUCCAGUGUGUAAUGUAAAAUACGGCUUUCACAAUCAGUAUGUUUUAGACCAAAGUGAGUCUGUACCGUGCCAGUGACAGAGUGGUAGAACUGUCAGGUCGUAUCGAUGUAGAUGAAUAUGCUGCUGAAAUGGAGGAUGAAACACAAGCUGAACUGCCUUUAAAGAAGGUCUGGCCUUUGUUGUCACGAACUCUCAAAGCUGUUGUCACUGACUGCUUGACCUACAAAACUGAUGGAAAGUUGCCUUAUCAAGUAAGCUUUAAUAUCAGAUAUAACUACCUAAAGCAGAUUUAUUUUUGUAUUUUAGAGCUUGAUUUAGAGCAAUUUAUCAUUUUAUAACAAUACAGCACCCAAAAACUAAGUUUAUUCAUUUCCAGAUGAACAUUGCCUUCUUCGGUGCCCAGUUCUUCAAAGACAUUAACUAUGUCGAUGUGAAUGGUCCCAUCACAGCUCGUCUCCUCGAUUCAACCCAACUUCUAGGAGCGUUGGAAAGAACCGGCAAUAUCAAGUUUGGAAUCGGGAAACGACUGGUCGGAGUCGACCUAAAACAAGCCUUCCCUGGUUUCCAUCCCCACACUCUGGUCGAUAUCUUCAGUCAAGCUGACCUACCGGUCAGUACGAGUCGAGCAUCCAGCUCUCCACUGAUAUCGACUCCUGUUAUCAGCAAUACCAACAUUGUCUUGGAGAACAACGAAGACGACGAAUUCCCAGCUCAUACGAGUAACAAUGGACUGAAUAGCGACAGAAAUGGCACUCAGCCUGGAUUACUGGGAAUGAAUAUUGUAAGUUUAUAUAGGUAGAGGCUUUAAAAUUGAAAUUAUUUGCAUUUUUAUGAAAAAACAGCUUCAAAAAAGCAAGGUUAACAUGAAAUUCAAAGAAAAAGAUCUUUAAAAAUGAAAAGUUUCGUAUAAAACCUUCUUUAAAACUUCAAAAGCAUCAAUUUAUGUUGUUGUAGACCAAAAACCGAGGCAGACGAGUAUCAUUUGGAGCGAUUCGAGCCAUCCCAACCAGCAAUUUCCCCGAGAAUUCAUUUUUCCACCGUGAAUCGAGCCUCCCACCAGUUAACGGCACCCAGAAAUCACGAUCUACAGAAUCCCUGGAAGCCCACAACGAUGAGAAUGGCACUGUAGACGAAGCUUCGGUUUCGAACUUUGUGGACAAGUUGUUGAAGAAGACGAUGGACGAGGUUCUUGUCAUGGAUUAG
Molecule: messenger RNA, 2434 nt
Organism: Bursaphelenchus okinawaensis
Lineage: Eukaryota; Metazoa; Nematoda; Chromadorea; Rhabditida; Aphelenchoididae
Source: the annotation of a GenBank genome assembly